GUAUGGCACGAUGAAGGCACUCAAGUGCGUGCUCCAUAUUGCCAUAGUCUGGAUUGUACUAUGUCGUUCUGCUGAAGGACUUACCGUAAUCCAUGAGGGAGGAAACGUGUCUUUGUCAUGGAAACAGCCCGACCCCCCUGUCAGGGAGUUUUCAAUACUAAAAUCAGGCAUAUGUGUCUUCAACGUUACUGACUUUGACAACGUCACAGCCUGUGACCCGAGAGUAGAGUUCACCGGAAACGUGACAUCAGACGGAGCUGGAGUGUUCAGUUUUGUUCUACUGAACGUCACACAGGACGAUGACGGCUUGUAUAUAUGUUAUGGAGGUUCACCUCAUCAUGGGGGAUCAAUGAUAGCUCAUUGUGGAGAAGAACUUAAUGUGGUGGAAGUCUAUGCCACAUAUGGUAUCCAUGGAGAACCUCUGUCUAUUUCCUGGAAUCUGCCAAACCCGGGCAUCAAGGAGUUCACUGUGAUGAAGUCAGGUGAAUGCUUCUUCCACGUAGUCAAUUACAAUCAAGUCUCAAAGUGCGGCGGCUUUAACGGAAUUUUCACCGGAAAUAUCACACAAUCAGGAAGUGGGGUAUUCAGCUUUGAUCUGCCAACCCUGAGCAAAUCUGAUGAUGGAUACUUCAGGUGUUUUGCUGGCUCGCCAAGUUCAAAAGGGCCAAGAAUACCUGCAUGUGGACAAGAGGUUUCUGUAAUAAGUGACCUAGAGCAUCCGUACAUCGUCGGCCCCGAUGUUCCACACCCUGGAGAAGGGUUACAGCUAUCUUGCCACAUAAAUGUUGUUGUUAACAGCAACAGAUACCAUCACAUCAUCGCAUCCUUCACAUGGUGGAUGAAUGGUGUAACUCUGGAGACAGGAGAUAGAUAUUCUUUGUCGUCAAAACAUGCUCAGUGGGAGCCAAGAGUACGAUAUCACAUUAGCUCUCUGACUAUCAACAAUGUCAGUAUGGAGGACGACACAGAUAACUACACGUGUCAAGCCCAACUGGAUCACCGUCUCCGUACUGAGAAGAGUGAUCCUUUCACCAUUGGGAAGAAAUUGCCAACAGAACUCUAUAUGAAUUACACACUUGUACGUGAGGGAGGGAACGCCACCAUGGUAUGGAAGAUGCCCAGCCAAGGAGUUUGGUUCCGCAUAAUGAAUCCGAGACCAAGCAUCAUGAUGUCCAUGUUAUAUCACACUGUGCACGUCUUUCAGAAAUUCUGGACGAGAAUAAAGAUAACAAGGAUUAUUGUCUUCCCUGACUCUCGCGCUUUGCUGCUGACAAUGUACAACGUGAUGUUGACAGAUGCUGGACACUACCGCUGUGACCGAUCGUUGUGUGACAAUGUUCUGGUUGUACAAAAACCACCAGCUAAACCGGUCAUACAUGGUAGUGACGUAGCUGUCGUCAAAGGGAAUUUGAGAUUAACUUGCAUCUCAGAAGCGCAGAGUCUGCCGAGAGAAUACCGCCAACCAUUGUCUUAUAUCUGGAGGGGAAAUAGCAAACUGUUGGAACGUGGAGGAGAAUAUGCGAUGGAAGGACCUCAUCUUAUUAUCACUGAUGUUAACAUAUGUCACAGAGGCAGAUAUUCGUGUCAGACCAAAGAGAGAAGUUUGGCCUCUGUAUGGAGUGAUGACGUCAGUGUUGACAUCAUGGGCCCUGCCCCUCAUGUCAGCGCCCCUGUUCACGCUACACCUGGUCAGACUUUGACAUUGACAUGUUCCUCCCCUGCCUGGAGUCGAUCCCGAGCUACACAUGUGGCCUACACUUGGAGAAGGAACAACGUCCCGGUAAAGAAUGGAGGAAGGUAUCAGAUGAGAGAAGGAACUCUCACCAUUACAGAUGCCAGAAAGGAGGACGAGGGCACAUAUUCCUGUCGGACUGAACAGGAUACGUUGGCCUCUGGCUGGAGUGAGACAACUGAGGUCCUGAUUUUGGACCCUGCCCCUCAUGUCAGCGCCCCUGUUCACGCUACACCUGGUCAGACUGUGACACUGACAUGUUCCUCCCCUGCCUGGAGUCGAUCCCGAGCUACACAUGUGGCCUACACGUGGAGAAGGAACAACGUCCCGGUAAAGAGUGGAGGAAGGUAUCAGAUGAGAGAAGGAACUCUCACCAUUACAGAUGCCAAAAAGGAGGACGAGGGCACAUAUUCGUGUCGGACUGAACACAAUACUUUGGCCUCUGACUGGAGUGAGACAACUGAGGUCCUGCUUUGGGACCCUGCCCCUCAUGUCAGCACCCCUGUUCAAGCUACACCUGGUCAGACUGUGACACUAACAUGUUCCUCCCCUGCCCGGGGUCGAUCCCGAACUGCGCAUGUGGCCUACACUUGGAGAAGGAACAACGUCCAAAUAGAGAGUGGAGGAAGGUAUCAGUUGGAAGAAGGUACUCUCACCAUUACUGAUGCCAGAAAGGAGGACGAGGGCACAUAUUCGUGUCAGACUGAACACGAUACUUUGGCCUCUGACUGGAGUGAGACAACUGAGGUCCUGAUUUUGGCGGAGCAAUCACAUACAACAACUGUUGUUGCUGGAGCAUGUGCAGCAGUCUUUGCAAGUGCUGCAGUUAUCAUUAUCCUUCUGUACAAAAAGAUGAAACGUUCAGUGGAAAUAAGAUAUAUCCCAGCAGACAGUGUUCGGAUGAGCGACAUCGACCAGCCAGACAUAUAUGUUUCAGAUCAGGACAUGCUUAUACAAAACUAGUUGUAGUAUCCCGAAACUUUAUGAUUUUUUGGUGAAGCAAUUUGGUUGGGGGAGAUGUAUAAUGUUGCUUUGAGGAUUAUUUCAAUUAUAUCAUAGUGUUUCACCCUAAUACGUGAGAAGAGCCCGAAGGUUUAGCACUUGAGUGAGCAAAUCCCAUGGCAUGGGAUUUAAAGAACUGACUUAUCACCAUUUGGCAAUCCAAGAUUCCAGUCACACCAGACACACAGAGUGUUUUACUGAAGUAUUAUGAACUAUUAUUUUAUUGAGAACAUUUGUUUCUUUUAGUCGUUGCGUUGAUCAUUCUAUUUGGUGUAUAUAUGCGUAGACGUGUCCAUAGAUGAUAUUUGUUAUAAAGGAAUUUUAUACAUUAGAUAUUGCAUUGAACAAUGUGCCUGUCAUUUGGUAAAAGAAAAUUGUAUUAAGCAAAUGGUUUGUUUUCAUAUUGGAUUUUGGCCGUGAUUUGCAGUCUUUCACAAACUGCGGUGUUGAUCAUUUAUUGUUGUUGGUCAUUGCUUUUACGAUCCUAUUUUGUUUAUAUACGUAUUAAUGUCAAUAUAUGUUAUUUGAUAUUUGUGAUUAUAUCUUAUUAGAUAUUGUUUUGAAAGAGUCAUUUUUUCGUUAACUUUUGUAAAUAUUUCAGUUAUAUCAAUGUGCGUUAGCUUCAUGGGUUGAAAACCUUUGUGAUGCCAUACCCUGUUACCACUGUUUGUGAAACCUCAUGUUUACAGUGAUUAACUACUAAGAACCAUAUUCGGUGCGAAGAUAAGAUUCGAACCAAUGGUCAGUGCAUCCUGUCAUUUUCAGGGACGUAACUCAGAAGCAAGGCCACUGUUCAUGUGUUCAUUGAAAAGCAAUGUAACAGUAUGUUCUAUGUUAUGUCGAUAACAAAUCAGAAUGGCCACAUGAUGAUCAAAAUUGAAAAUGUAGACUUGUAAACCAGCUUUAACAUUGAUGUUUGUGUAUACCUGCUUGUUUGAGCAUAUAAGACUUCUGGUUUCAUCUAACUGCAGCUUAUUAUAUUUUAUUUGACCGCUAUUGAUUGUUUGUAAGGGCGUUAAACUAUCUUUGUUUUUGUUCAUAAUUCCUUCUUCGUUGUGUUGAUGUGAGGUUGACCUGAACAAACCUCUUUUUCAUAAUGAUUUAUUGUGAAAGAUGUCAAUCCUUUUGGACGUCUUCACGCUGCUGUCCUUGUAGAAAAGCAGCUAUAAUUCUGUUGUUUUGAAUUUGCUUUUUAAAUAAAUA
Haliotis rufescens (red abalone) is the source of this 3937-nucleotide messenger RNA. RefSeq names its product contactin-5-like. The coding region runs from base 11 to 2695 and encodes 894 amino acids. The record is from RefSeq and is a predicted model, not a curated record. The transcript has 12 exons. Lineage: Eukaryota; Metazoa; Mollusca; Gastropoda; Lepetellida; Haliotidae.